CAGUAAGUGAAUAUUUGUUGUUGGUUUUUUUUCAUGAAUGUACCGGAAUGGUAAAUACAUUCUCGGGCGGGUAAAUCUAGACAAGAGUUCCUGUGCUGUGAUUGGCUGGCCAAGGGAACGAUGCGUCGCGACAAGUCGGGAGCCUCAAAGAAGCGCAAGGGGACCACCCCCCAGAGGAGGGACCGGUCACCCCCCAAGUCCCCCGCAAGGAGACCCCCGCAAACCCCCCUCAGAAAACCACCGCCCCAAAAAUCACCUGUACGAAGAGUGAGUGGUCCUGGCAGCGCUCCUUCCUCGGCGGGCCAAAGCCCUCGUAAGAGGAAGCGGUUCCGACCCGGCACUCGAGCUCUGAUGGAGAUCCGGAAAUACCAGAAAUCCACGGAACUGCUGAUCCGCAAGGCCCCCUUCUCCAGACUGGUGCGGGAGGUGUGUCAGGGUGUGUCCUCGCAGGAUCUCAAGUGGCAGAGCCUGGCGCUCAUCGCACUGCAGGAGGCAGCCGAGGCGUUUCUGGUGCGCCUGUUUGAAGACUCGUACAUGUGCUCCAUACAUGCCAAGAGGGUGACGCUGUACGCCAAGGACCUGCAGCUAGCCAGGAGGAUCAGGGGGAUCCACCAUGGGCUGGGCUGAGACUCAACCCCUCCGCCUUGCGCUGUGAAGCAACCUGAGGUCACACCUUCAUGAGCAAUUUCACUGUGCGAGCAGCUCUUCCAUAACUGUUAUUAAACGCUGAAAGAAGCUUCACGAACUCAAUAGAGCUGCACAGAUCUACGGUUCGAAUCAAGAUCUCCGCAGGUGAGGGUCGCUGGUGUUGAUUGGGCUGAUUUACCAUUCGGAGUGAAACAAGUAAAGAGACAGCUGCCUGGGUUUGUGUGGAUCGCUGCUCUCCACAGAGAAAGAAAAGCGUCGAUCCACACAAACCCAGGCAGCUGUUUCUUCAUUCAUUGCACUUUGAAUGACAAAUCAGCCCAAUCGAGAUCUGUGAACCUCGUCUUUGGAGCGCUCAAUCCCAUAAUAAAAGUUUGUGCAGCGCUAAAAUUCAGUGACCGACGUAUGGACUUUGAGAAAGACAUCCAUUGAAUUUAUGAAGUUCCUUUUCCUUCACGUGAAAUAGUUUUUGAAUUUGACUAGUCUUGUAUUAUAUUAAAUCCAUCCCUUACUAUUGUAUGGUGUUUGCAGUCAUUCUGAUGCUCCUCCAGUAUUGCUUUCUUAUAAUUGUAUUCUAAAUCUGGCUUUGCGCUUGACUGUAGAAUCGAAGUGCCAGGCACUGUACAGCCUUCCUCGUUCCAUUCAAAUCGUGUGACUUAAUCUAACCCUGCCUACUCUACGUGCAUAUAGAGAGUAGAUAGGUAGAGCAGAGUUAAAAGGUCAGUCGCAUGAUUUGAAUGGAAUGAGGAAGGCUGUUCAGUGCCUGGCACUUAGGUUUCUCCAGACAAGCUCAAAGGCAGAUGACUCAAUAUUGGAGCAGCAGAACCCAGAGUCCAUCGGAAUGAUUGCAAACCCCACCAAACUUUGUGUUUGAUGUAUAUACAUUCUAGAUUAAGCUGUGUGCUCCUUUUAAAGUGAUGCAGAACAGAGCUGUUUUUAAUAAUGGUAAACUCAGUCUUCCUGCUGGUUACAGUGUGGCAGUACUGCAAGUCUGUUUUAUAGCAACCCUCAAAGAAACUUAAAUUCAAUAACAGGUGUUUUGAAGUCUUCGGAUCAAGGUGUAAUUAUUGACCAGCCACUUCAUGAAAUAGCUGACCAAUAGUGCUUUGAGGACACUUAUUCAAAGCAGUGUGUUACUCUUUCAAUACUGCUGAAAGCUUGAAUGUGCAUACUUAUACAAAGAAAUGAGAUAUAUGUGCAUUAAGCAAACUUAAAUGGUGACAAGCCAAAAACAAACAAACAGACAACAUCCAUGUGCUGGUAAUAUAAUAUACAGGUGAGGGAGGCUCCAAUCACCAGGAGAUGAAUCAAUUCCUCAAUUGUUUUUAAUUUAGGCUCGCAAAAUUAAAAGCUAGGUCAAGCAGUAAAGGAUGAUGCAUCUGUACUUGUCAAAACGUUUCACGUUGAAUUCAUAUGCUUCUUCCCAUGCCUUACAGCUAUGGACAAAACUGUGCCUUCACCUAGAAUUUUAAGAUUGAAACAAAAUCGAAAAAUAUAUAUGAACACAGUUUUGAUUUAACCUCUUGUGAUCAAAGAAACGCCAAAAUGAUAUCGCAAAAGUCUACCGGGGAAGUCAUAAUACUAGUACAGUACUCCAUGUUAGAUUUUGAAAUGUCACAUUUUUUUUUAGUUAAGUAUAUGGAAAACUACCAAGCGGUAUGUAAUUUUAAUAUGUUAACGUGACAUUAUUCAGCAGGUUUCCUUUGACUUUCCGAAGCAAAAUCAGUUAAUUCUGUAGGGAGAUUCUAUAGCAAAAUAUUUGGCCAUAGCUAUAGUCGUGUGCAUCGUUGUGGGUGUGGGGUGUUUUUGAAGUCUGCAGCUGCUUUUGUGGAUCCUCGCUGGCUAUUCAGAGGAGCUGGAAACUGGUCUCAAAAUGAGUCUUGACUGAUUCAAUCUUCUUGUUCCUAAGAGGGGUUUUAGUGAAUUCCGAGGUAAAUUGAUUAAUUGAAGCUAGACUGGGUAGUUGUAGUAAGAAUUGAAUUUUGAAUGAAUCAAAACUGUUGUCAAAUAGCAAUCCAAUCAAAAACAGCAUUAUUAUUUCAUAUGAGGAGACAGACCUCCCAAGGAAGAGACAGUGGGUCAUGUUUAUUUUAAAAUAAAUACAUUUUGCGUGUUCUGCAUCAUUUU
Messenger RNA from Polyodon spathula (Mississippi paddlefish), 2772 nucleotides. Its product is annotated as histone H3-like centromeric protein A. The record is from RefSeq and is a predicted model, not a curated record. Gene Ontology annotation, cellular component: nucleosome. The transcript has 5 exons. The coding region runs from base 121 to 627 and encodes 168 amino acids. Gene Ontology annotation, molecular function: protein heterodimerization activity; DNA binding; structural constituent of chromatin. Lineage: Eukaryota; Metazoa; Chordata; Actinopteri; Acipenseriformes; Polyodontidae.